Galendromus occidentalis (western predatory mite) is the source of this 3880-nucleotide messenger RNA. RefSeq lists its product as uncharacterized. The transcript has 16 exons. The record is from RefSeq and is a predicted model, not a curated record. The coding region runs from base 1 to 3309 and encodes 1102 amino acids. NCBI's taxonomy places the organism in Eukaryota, Metazoa, Arthropoda, Arachnida, Mesostigmata, Phytoseiidae.
AUGACGUGCACGGCAAUUCUGAGAAUUCGCCCUACAUGCGUAUUCGCCGAAGAGAGCGAAGAAGCACUGAGAAAAUGCCGAGAAAACGAGAUUCUCCGGGAAAAGAAUCUCAACACCGAGGAUGCGAAGAAGAGGGCUCGCUCCAGACCGGAAGUCAAAAUGGAGAGGCAAGCCACGAAAAGGUCCCUGUCGAAGUCGAACCUCGACAGAUGUCUCGGCGAUGAUGACGGUGGAGAAAGCAAACCAACAAAUGGAGUCCGAUCGACGAUCGCAUCGGAGCCGAAGAAGCCCAAGACUGCCUCGUCUAAGAAGUCUGCCAUCAAGCUUAGCUCCGCUCUGGCCGCCAAGUUUAAGAAUCUCCCUGCCAUCCGGGAUGGAUUGACCAGUGUCGGACUACUAGUAGAGCAACUUGCAAGGGAGCAUCCAGAAAUCAAGAUCGGAAACAUAGAUGAUCUAACCUAUCAAAUCGAAUUCAUAAGCCGAUACCGAGAAACCCGUGGAAAAUUAGAGUUUCUAGUCCGCUGGAAGGGCUGGUCGGCGGAGUCGGACACUUGGGAACCGGAGGGCAACAUAUUGGAGGAUGCUUCGCCGGGAAUGUGUCUUCAUCUGUCCGAGCUUUUCAUCGGCAGGAACAACCAAAGAGCUUUCGGCUAUUUCAAAGAAUACGCUCAACGAGCUCUACUGGGCACAAAAAUCCCCGAUUACUUCGUGCUUUCGAAAUUGGCGGACGAGACCUUGCAACUGAGCGGGGAUCGCACUUUGCUCCCGACAGUCAAGGAGACCGAGCGAAUGCAGAAGAAUAUCAGAGCUCUUCUGAAACAAAAUGACGUCAAAUCUCUCCUGAAAAACUUCAAGGGCAAACUCAGCUCUCUAAUUAAGUUCGUCAGAGCACGCACCGAAACACUGGACGACAAUGAGAGAUGGUCCGGAAUUAUCGCCGAAAUGGAGCCCGCGGCAGACAUCGAUAUCGAAAACCUAGUCGACUGUGAGAAGUUACCUUCUGAAUUCGUGUAUGUAACGGAUUACGUUGUGUCGAAAAAAGUCAAAGUGAUCCCUCCGACGAAGUUCUGCGAUUGCAAGGACAGAACCUGCUUCGAAGAAGGCUGCUGUGGCAUGUACCAGAACGGCGCGGGUCAAAGCUAUCGAGGUUACAGCUCGUCGCAACAUUUGAAGCGAUCCUGCACGAGUGUCGCCCUGUAUGAAUGCAACAGCAAAUGCUCGUGUGGCCCGAGUUGCGAGAACCGUCUCAUACAGAAAGGAGUCACGAAUGAAUUGACAAUUUUCAAAACACUCACACGAGGAUGGGGCGUGAGGACGAGAACUCGUAUAAACAAAGGAGCCUUCUUGGGAGAAUACCUGGGUGAAUUGAUGACUUCAAAAGAAGCUGUCCCUCGUCACGCGGUCAACUUUGCCUACCUCUUCGAUCUGGAACCGUUCGAGGGACAAGCGAGUGAGAACACGGUCGACGCGGCCAAAUAUGGAAACGUCACCAGAUUCUACAAUCACAGCUGUCGGCCUAACAUGGCCAUCAGCUACGCUUACAUCGAGAACCAUAAUCCAGCCGCCCCGCGAUUGGCUUUCUUUGCAAAAAGAGACAUCAUGAAGGAUGAAGAGCUGACCUUCAAUUACAGAAUGCGUCAUGACGUCCGUAUGGAGAUGGGUAUAUACGUGUGUCCUCAUUGUCUCACCGAUAUCCCCGGCUCGAAAUUGAAGCGUAAGAACGACGGAAUCUUCGACGGACGCUUGCUGAGCCCUUCCCCUUCAUCAGCGAAGAGACGCCGCCUCAAAAUCGAUGGAAUCGACUUCUCCCCGGAAUCAGGAACGGAUUCGAUCGAACACCAUAUAGCGGAUGAUUUCAAGGACUUCGGGAGGAACGAGAUACUCUCUCCGCCGCCUUCACCGAUCCAGUUUUCUAAACCCCCACACAAGUUGCUGAACAAGUUCAAGACACUCCCGACCAUAAAAGGAUUUGCGAAAAUCGGAGAGCUCGUCGAGAGAUUCAAGAACAUCUACCCGAAAGCGGAAAUAACCAACAUCUAUGACUUGAGCUAUGUCGUGGAUACCGUACGCGACUGUAGAUGUAAAGGCAAGACCUACGAAUUCCUUGUUCGGUGGGAUGGAUGGUCCAGCCAAUCCGACACCUGGGAGGACGAGGAAACCAUUCGUCAGGGAGCCACGCCGGCCCUGAGUUUGCAUCUCUGCGAAUUUUUCCUCAAUGGAACAACCAAGAAGGCUUCGGAAUAUUUUCGGGACUAUGUCGAGAAAGCUCUCCUGGUCCCAGGGCAGGCGGAUUAUUUCGUCCUGUGCAAGCUCGCGGAUGAAGAGCUCUCGGUUCGCCACGACCGCUUCCUCCUGCCCUCGUUGGAAGACAUUCAUCGAAUGCAAACGAAAGUCAGAGAUCUCCUGGAAGGGGGAGAUUUUCAGCGUCUCCUGAAAAAUUUCGGCGGGAAACUCAAGACUUUCAUCGCGAGCGUAACAGCGCGCUGGCAGAUCCUGGAACACUACCGGAAAUGGACCGAAAUAAUCGCGGAGAAAGAACCCAAAGCCGACAUCCGUAUUGAGAAUCUAGUCGACGACGAAAGGCUGCCGCCGAACUUCGAGUAUAUAAGGGAUUACAUCGUGUCGCCGAAAGUCAAAUGGAUCCCGCCGGGAAAAUUCUGCGAUUGUGAGAGCAAGAAGUGUCUCGAGGCGGGAUGUUGCGGCCGGCACGGGAUGUUGCGGCACAUGGGCGUGGGUUGCAGGGCCUACAAAGAUCAGAAAUUGACUCCGGAAUGCUCCAGCGUCGCUCUAUAUGAAUGCAACAGCAAGUGUUCCUGUGGCCCGAGCUGUGAAAACCGGCUCAUUCAGCGGGGGACUCAGCUGAAACUGACGAUAUUCAAGACAUGUAACCGAGGGUGGGGAGUCAAGGCUGCUCAGUUCAUUGGUAGGGGCACGUUCAUUGGAGAGUAUCUUGGCGAGCUCAUGACGUCCCGGGAAGCACUCGAUCGCCAUCCAGUGAACUACGCCUACCUAUUCGAUCUCAAGCCCCUCAGAGACAGGGAAAGCCAGAACGCGGUUGAUGGAGCCAAGUACGGGAACUUCACGAGAUUCUUCAACCACAGCUGCCAGCCGAACUUGAAAGUGAGUUACGCUUACAUCGAGAACCAUAAUAUCGCUGCGCCCCGAUUAGCCUUUUUCGCGAAGAAGAACAUACAGAUCGAUGAGGAGCUGACAUUCGAUUACCAGAUGACGACCUUCGACGGCGAUGGUGAUCUCCCGCGAAUGCCUUGCCAAUGCCAGACACAAAAGUGCAAGAAGUUCCUCUUUUGAAAAAGCGUUCAUCAUCGGCUCCUUUCGUUCAGAGGACGUACGUAGAUGACAGCCCUGUCGAACGUUUCCCCUCUAUGAGUCGGUGGUGGAAUUGUAGUUUCCGAACAUGACUUCACAUGAUUUGUCUCAGUUUUCGCUCGCGACGGAAAUGACAGCACACUCGCGAGCCAGCCAUUGAAGAUACAUUAAAAUCAGCGAAUCACCCGUCGGAAAAUCGGAGACAAACUCGAAAGUUCAGAUCUGAGAGUGAUUCAAUGGUUUCUUAGUUUGGCUGAUCUCGCCUCUAAGGUGUUUCGCAUCGCCUUGCUCGUUCUGGGGCAUUCUCACUGAGCAACACAAGCGCAGUCAUAAUCAAUAAGUAUUCGUAGACGAAUAAUGGUAAUGCCAUGCUAUUUAUGCGGAAUUCCCCCGUGGUAUAUUCGAUCAGGGUCCAUUUCGUUGCACCCAAGAAUCGAAGCCCGAGCGGCUCCGCUCGCCUCUCGGACUGUGAAAUAAUAGCAUGACACGGUAAUUUCUCGGUCAUGGUCUUCCCGAGAUACUGUGAAGAUCAAUGCUGUGAAAAAUCAUUGAG